Budorcas taxicolor (takin) is the source of this 4652-nucleotide messenger RNA. It is a transcript of the gene AHCYL2, whose product is annotated as adenosylhomocysteinase like 2. The transcript has 17 exons. Gene Ontology annotation, cellular component: cytosol. The record is from RefSeq and is a predicted model, not a curated record. Gene Ontology annotation, biological process: L-methionine cycle. The coding region runs from base 1 to 1836 and encodes 611 amino acids. NCBI's taxonomy places the organism in Eukaryota, Metazoa, Chordata, Mammalia, Artiodactyla, Bovidae.
AUGUCGGUGCAGGUCGUGUCAGCAGCUGCUGCCGCGAAGGUGCCUGAGGUGGAGCUGAAGGACCUGAGCCCCUCCGAGGCGGAGCCGCAGCUGGGACUGAGCACAGCGGCCGGGAGCGCCAUGGCCCCCCCAGCGGGCGGCGGGGACCCUGAAGCUCCAGCUCCGGCCGCAGAGCGGCCCCCGGCCCCCGGUCCGGGAUCGGGGCCCGCAGCGGCUCUCAGCCCGGCCGCUGGGAAAGUGCCUCAGGCGUCGGCCAUGAAGCGGAGCGACCCUCAUCACCAGCAUCAGAGGCACCGCGACGGCGGCGAAGCCCUGGUCAGCCCCGACGGCACCGUCACCGAGGCGCCGCGCACAGUCAAGAAGCAGAUCCAAUUUGCUGACCAGAAGCAAGAAUUCAAUAAACGUCCCACCAAAAUUGGACGUCGCUCUCUGUCUCGUUCGAUUUCCCAGUCAUCGACUGACAGCUACAGCUCAGCGGCUUCAUAUACAGAUAGCUCUGAUGAUGAGACCUCUCCUAGAGACAAACAGCAAAAGAACUCUAAGGGGAACAGUGACUUCUGUGUCAAGAACAUCAAACAGGCAGAGUUUGGACGAAGAGAAAUUGAAAUUGCUGAGCAAGAAAUGCCAGCACUGAUGGCUUUGCGGAAGAGAGCUCAAGGAGAGAAACCUUUGGCCGGCGCCAAGAUUGUGGGUUGCACACACAUCACUGCUCAGACUGCUGUGCUUAUGGAAACUCUGGGAGCUCUGGGAGCACAGUGCCGAUGGGCUGCCUGCAACAUCUAUUCCACCCUCAACGAAGUGGCUGCUGCUCUAGCAGAAAGUGGAUUUCCUGUGUUUGCCUGGAAAGGAGAGUCAGAAGAUGACUUCUGGUGGUGCAUUGACAGAUGUGUGAAUGUGGAGGGCUGGCAGCCAAACAUGAUCUUGGAUGAUGGAGGGGAUCUUACUCACUGGAUUUAUAAGAAGUAUCCCAACAUGUUUAAGAAAAUCAAGGGCAUCGUGGAGGAGAGUGUUACUGGAGUCCACAGGCUCUACCAGCUAUCCAAAGCUGGAAAGCUGUGUGUUCCAGCCAUGAAUGUCAAUGACUCAGUCACGAAACAGAAAUUUGACAACCUCUACUGUUGCCGUGAAUCAAUUCUUGAUGGACUUAAAAGAACAACAGACAUGAUGUUUGGUGGGAAGCAGGUGGUGGUCUGUGGCUAUGGAGAGGUCGGGAAGGGGUGCUGUGCUGCCUUGAAAGCUAUGGGCUCCAUUGUGUAUGUGACUGAGAUCGACCCCAUCUGUGCUCUUCAGGCCUGUAUGGAUGGAUUUCGACUGGUGAAAUUAAAUGAGGUCAUCCGACAAGUGGAUAUUGUUAUUACCUGUACAGGUAAUAAGAAUGUGGUAACCAGAGAGCAUUUAGAUCGUAUGAAGAAUAGCUGCAUCGUCUGUAACAUGGGACAUUCCAACACGGAGAUUGAUGUGGCGAGUCUGCGGACACCAGAACUGACGUGGGAGCGAGUGAGAUCCCAAGUUGACCAUGUAAUAUGGCCUGACGGCAAGAGGAUAGUAUUGUUGGCAGAGGGCCGUCUGCUGAACCUAAGCUGCUCCACAGUGCCUACAUUUGUGCUCUCAAUCACUGCUACAACUCAGGCUCUAGCCUUGAUAGAGCUCUACAAUGCUCCUGAGGGUCGCUAUAAGCAAGAUGUCUACCUGUUGCCCAAGAAAAUGGAUGAGUAUGUGGCCAGCCUACACCUGCCCACCUUUGAUGCCCACCUGACUGAGCUGACAGAUGAACAGGCCAAGUAUCUGGGGCUCAACAAGAAUGGGCCCUUCAAGCCCAAUUACUACAGGUAUUAAGUUCCUGUAACUCAAGCCAGAAGUUUUAAGGAAUAGAACUCCAAGUCUUUUCUCCACUCCUAUACAGGAAAGAACCCAGCAAACUGCUUCUCCAAUAAGCUGCCCGCCGUGCUCACCCUCUAUGUUAGGUUAUUUAUUUAUUAAAAUCUAGAGUCCUGUGCCUGUCUCCUCGGCCCAGAGUGUGGUUGCUGUCCCAAGGGCUGUGAGAGCCACAGGGGACAGGCUGAGGAAGGAAAGAAACGGGGUUCCCGGUGCAUCUUCUGCAUCAUUCCCCACUGACUCGGAAUCCUCAGCACUGGUCAUCAUUCUCUAGUCCAGGCUCAGGAGUUCGUCUGUGGAUUCCAGACUCCUUGUUUUCUGGGGUUUUCUGGAAUAAAUUUUUAGCAGCUGCCUUUCUCAGCUUUGGCCCUUCCCCAGGGGAGGCCUUUUGGAAGCCAUUGAGUUAACACGGCUUGGGUUCCCAGCCUCGACCCUUGCUAUCACUGCCUUCUUUAUAAAAUGGCUGGGAAGGAAGGAGUGUUGUGUCUUUGGCAAACUGCACCAAGAUCUCAGCUGUGCCUCUGCUUCCUGGGAGUCUCCUUUCUUACCCAGGACUCCUUUUUUUCCCCUUGAAUAUUUAUGUCCAUUUUAACACUUUCAGGUUCCAAGAGGAGUGUGCCUCUACUAUUUCCUCAGCAGCUCUGAUGUUUGUCAGACAUUUGUUUUGGCGUCUUUCUAACCCACCUAGCCUCUGCUCAGGAAGUGAGGGCCAGCCCCACUGGGGCCCAUAAUUUUACUUUCUUGUCAUUUAACUGGAUAGUUUCCCAGGAGGCCCCCUCCAGAUUGGCACUAUCUCAGAAAAAAAGAAGCUUGUUGUGAAACACUGCUUCCCGAAACUUCCUUCAGUUGCCUAAAACUCCUUCUAAAGCUGAGCAGGAAGUGGCUUACUUUCCAAGGGACCUGGGAGAUCAGGGCUUCAGAAAUGCAGCCCACAGCUCAGCACCCUACAGAAGCAGAAUAUAGUUAUUUGUCUCCUGGGAAGGGCUUUGACGCUUAACUGGCUAAGCUAUACAGGGAAGACACUGUAAACUGAAUCCAUGUGAUCACAGCUAGGUUGACUAAUUUGAACCUCAUCAAAUAUUCAUCCCUUUGGCCAUUGCCAUUGAUGAAACUGAGAUCUAAUGUCUCUGCAGUUUGGUCUGUGGUCUUUCUUCUCUGCUGGGAUAUCGCUUUAUGUUCUGCUCUUUUCUAUCUUGGGAUUCUGUGUUUUGGAGGUAGUUUCUUAAGUAAACUCCGAAAUUACAAAAAAAAUGUAAUAUGAGCAGCCUGAAAUGUUGUGUCCCACCUAAGAGCUGAAUUCCUUUUGGAGACUGACCUGUUAGUCUCAAGGGUUCCAUUGGGACCAGAUUGGUUCCAAGAGGUAAAGUCUCCAGACCACCCAGGAUCACCAUAACCUUCCCAACCUAAUUCUGCCCUCCGAUUUCUACCUUCUCUAACUUCUCCUGCUCUUCACAUAUACCCACAGAGCUAGUCUGGAAAUGACCUUUCUUUUGGAGGCCGGAAGGUAGACCUUAGGUAAAUGGCUAAAUUUGCCUCAUUAAAUAGUACAGUCUCUCAACCCACAGAAUCUGGUUCCUCAGAGGCCAUAUAUCUUAGCAAGUACUGGAAAAAUGCCACAUAUGUGGCUUUAUUUUUUCAUGGAGAAGAUCAUAAAUGUUGACAAUUCCACCAGGCCAUUCAGUUCUUCCUUUUGCCUACCCAGUAUUAAUUAACUGGCUUUUGUAUUAAUUAACUGGAGAAAUUGCAGAAGAUUCAAAAGAUGAGAUUUGUAUCUUAUCUUAUAUCCAGAGAUGAUUCUAUUAGGCAGGUAUCUGAACCCUAGCCUAUUAUGCUCCUAAGCCAAAAGUCAUAACCUGUUGUUUCUCAGCAAAACCUGGCAGCUGCCUGUGGAGCCCACAAGCACGUGCUGGCCCUGUCAGUGCACACUCUGCCUUGCCAUAGUGAAGAGGCCACUCCACAUGGAAAAGGAGCCACACUGGGCGUCUAGAUUAGGUUGCCGUGUUGCUGCCCACGGUGAGGUGUUUGCCUCUGAGUUUCAGGUGACCACUCGUCCUUUCUUUCUGGGGACUCUGUAUCAUAACCAUUAGUGAGGAGGAGGUCCAGGCCUCCUGAGUAUUUGGGUUCUACAUUGGUGGUGGAAUUUGGUCAUUAUUCUUUCUGCCCAGGUAAUCAGAACAAAAGUGUCUUCUUUCCUCACUUAGAUGCAUCCUAAGUAUCUGGAUGCAUCUUAAGCUGUCACCUUAGAUGCAUUUCUAGGUAUCUGGAAGCCUGGGAAAGAAGACCAAUGAUCUCUUUAUAUGUGGCCCUGGCCUGUGAGGUCUUACCAUUUUCUCUGCAAUGAAUUGUGCUUGUUUUCAAGGAUUUUUUUUUUUUUUUUUUUGGCCUUCUUAAUAGAAAUAUUUUCUUUUUCUCAUUCAAAAAAAAAAAAAUAUGGUAUCUGGUCUACCUUCCCUCUGCCCUCCUGGCUCCUAAUCCUCCCCUCCUAUAUGAGCACAGCUCCCCAUGGCCACAUGCUCCUACGAAGCUUUUCUGCUGCUUGGCUUUUUCUGAACAGAUCUGAAAUUGCUGCUCCUGUGGUUUUCGCCAAAUUAACUUUGUCAUGGUUUAAAAAAAAAAGAAAUCAAAAUGCAUUGUUGCAUUAAGCUUUUUUAAUAAAGGAAAAUUACAGAAAAAAAUAGGCAACACCAGCAAAUUAUAUGUGGACAAGUUCUAAACUAUAUAUACAUACAUAUAUAUAUAAAUAAUCAUCUAGUUCUCAUCAUCUUACUGAAAGGAAA